AUGACUACGUUAUUAGCACGUUUCGAUGGAGCUUUUGUUGGACAUGCUAUUGCAUCUAAUCAUAAUUCAUCAGUACUUAUGGCAUCAAAUCUUGGUGAGACUCUUCUUGAUUGUAAAGGAUUUAAUGGGCCAGAUAUUUUAUCAAGAUAUCUUUAUCUCUAUCAUGUAAAUAAAUGUGAAAUUGGUGAAAUAACAAAAUAUGUUUAUCAACAAGCAUUAACACAUAUCAAUACAAGAUCAUCGAUUAAUCGUGAACAAUUUCUUUUUGAUCAAUCAAUAGUAGAUGAAUUUGUUAAAGCAGCUGAUAAAAAAUAUGAUGGUUAUACUGCUGGUUGUGGUCCAGUACAACGUUCAUUUCCAUUAGCUUUCUGUGCUUAUAUUAGUGAUGAAGAUUUAGCAGAUAUUAGUAUGGCUGAAGCUAAAUUAACUCAUUAUAGUCCAUUAGCAGGUCAAGUAGCUGCUAUUGUAAAUUGUAUUUGUCGUGGUCUUCUUAAAAAUCAAACUUGGCAUGAUGCAAUUAAUUCAGCAUUUACAAUACCGAAUCUUCAUGAAGAUAUACGAAUGAUAUUAGGACGACAUGCUCGAUGGUCUAAUCCAGCUACUACAACACAUCCAGCUUUUGCACCAACAGUACUCAAUGCUGCACUUCAUUAUGUUUCUUCAUCAAAAAAUGCAGCACAAGCAAUUGCAGCUGCAGAUGCAAAAGAUCGAAAUUAUUGUGCACCUAUUGUUGGAAUAUUAGCGGGUGCACGUUGGGGAAUUCCAGAACAAAUGUUUAUAGAUAAUAUUAAUAAUUCACAAUUAAAAAAUCUUCGUGAGACAGCUAAUAGACUAGUUAAUCUAUGGAAUACUGAAAUAAACACUAUAAAAUGUCGAAGUCAUUCGAUAAAUGUACGAGCAGAUAUUAAAUCAAAGAAAAAUAAAUUAACAAAAAUAGAUUUUUUAUUUUCUCCCGAUCGAAUUUUUGAUGCAUCAAAAUCAGCUGGCUAUAAUCCAGCACAACGUUCAUAUCUACUUGCUCUAUGUCCAUGUAUUGAUGAUAAAAAAUUAUUUGAAAUGUCAUAUGGAGAAGCACAAUUAACACAUUUUAGUUCUCAUGCUGGACAAGUAUCUGGUAUAAUUAAUUUAAUUUGUCGACGUUUAAUAAAACGUGAUGAAUGGAAUGAUGCAAUAAAUUUCUCAUUUGAAACUACUCUAUCAAGUGAUAUAAAAGAAAUUCAAAAACGUUAUCAAUCUGAUCCUAUUCUAAAUUCUUAUGGAAGUUCAGCAUUUGCAUCUAAUGUUCUACGUAUAAUUUUUAAUUCAUUUGCCAUAGCUUUAGAAUAUGCGUAUUCAAUAGAAAGAGAUUAUUGCCUAACAUUGGUGGGUUUAUUAGCUGGUGCUUGA
Molecule: messenger RNA, 1386 nt
Organism: Adineta steineri
Lineage: Eukaryota; Metazoa; Rotifera; Eurotatoria; Adinetida; Adinetidae
Source: the annotation of a GenBank genome assembly